AUGUAUAUCAAAAACUUGGCCCUUCUGGGCGCACUUGCGGCCUACGCAACUUCGAGCCCUGUAGUCGAGCCAACUCGCUCUGCCGAUCCUCGCUCUGUCUAUCCCUCUCCCUCUUCCUCCGGUCCUGUGCGUCAUCCCGCUCCCGUCCCUUCGGAUCAAGUCAAGAACCUGAAGGCCACCAUCAGGCCGGAUGACAAGAAGUCGGGGUGCAUCGUUGACUUCGACAUGCCCGCCAUCGACUGUCACGGCACGAGUGGCUACCUGCUCGCAUUCGGCGAUUCUAGCCCCAACCCUCCGAAGCCCGAUGUCUGCUGGGUGGAUUACGACCCGAGUCUCCCCCGGAGUAUCGCGGCAUCUGGGAAGCUGCUCUUCACAAACAAGGCGGGCGAAGCUGUCCUGUUCCAUUUCAAGAAUGAGAACACCACCGACUAUGCUAUCUAUGACAAGGGAGUCGAGGGAACUCCGUCGCUCGAUUUGGGGGAUUGGGAUAACUAA
This is a messenger RNA of Penicillium alfredii, 495 nucleotides long. RefSeq lists its product as uncharacterized. Bases 1 to 495 code for a protein of 164 amino acids. The record is from RefSeq and is a predicted model, not a curated record. The transcript has 3 exons. NCBI's taxonomy places the organism in Eukaryota, Fungi, Ascomycota, Eurotiomycetes, Eurotiales, Aspergillaceae.